Messenger RNA from Epithele typhae, 837 nucleotides. Its product is annotated as ribonuclease III. The record is from RefSeq and is a predicted model, not a curated record. Lineage: Eukaryota; Fungi; Basidiomycota; Agaricomycetes; Polyporales; Epitheliaceae. Gene Ontology annotation, biological process: RNA processing. The transcript has 5 exons. Gene Ontology annotation, molecular function: ribonuclease III activity; double-stranded RNA binding. The coding region runs from base 1 to 837 and encodes 278 amino acids.
AUGGGCUAUGCGCAACGCAAGGUCGCGAUCACGGCUCACAAGCUCGCCCAUCCUCCGCCACGCUCGACACUCGCCGCGUUCACGCAUCGAAUAGGCUUCGGGAAUGUCGUGCCUUCCAUGGAGGUCAUUCAGCAGGCAUGCACGCACCCUUCCUUCGUCCCCCAGUAUACGCAGGACCACCCGGACCAGCCGCUCCCUGCCACGAAUGCAUCCAUGGCGACCCUUGGCAACUCCUCCUUGUCUGCUACGUCGGCGAGUGACCCUGUCCUGCACGACGACGCGCUGGCAUCCGUGCCGAGAGCGCUUACAGCGCUGGUGUACCAGUACCGGUCGCUUCACGCUGCAAGACGGUUUGCGGAGAAGUUCUUCUUCAGUCGGGAGGUUGAUAUGAAGGCUAUGAUCAAGUUCAAGGAUCCGAAGCAGUCAUUGCUGAACACAGUUGCGAAGUUUGGGAGGGAACGACCUAUCUCCAGGCUGCUCAAGGAGACGGGUCGAUUCUCAGGUUCGCCUGUAUUCGUCGUGGGUAUCUUUACCGGCGCGGAUAAGCUUGGAGAAGGGUUUGGCAGCUCGUUGAAAAUGGCGGAGUACCGUGCGGCAGAGGACUCGCUUCUACGACUUUACCUCACGCGGCAGCCACCCCAUCUAUUACAGCUGCCGACAUCAACAUUCCCGGACUCACCAGGGAACGUUUUUGAUGCGGUGGGCGCUGAGGGUGCCUACGCCCCUGUUGCACUCGGGGAUUCGGAGGUGUUGUAUGGCAGUGCGGGGCGGGCGGGGACGCGCGUACCGGGUGCGCGCUCGUUCGCGGUGGGGGCGGACAACGUAGAGUACAUGUAG